This is a messenger RNA of Scutellospora calospora, 312 nucleotides long. Lineage: Eukaryota; Fungi; Glomeromycota; Glomeromycetes; Diversisporales; Gigasporaceae. The record is from the annotation of a GenBank genome assembly.
AUGAGGACGAAGCACUACGAAGAACUACUACGGGGACAAGAAACUACUACGGGGACGAAGAACUAUCACGAAACAAGGAACUGCCACAGGGACAAGGAACUACCACAGAGACGAAGAACUACUACAGGGACGAGGAACUACCACAGAGAUGAGGAACUAUUACAGGAUGAAGAAAUACAAUACCACGAGGAUGAAACCACGAAGAUGAAGCACUACUACAAAAAUCCAAAUUCACACCACAGAUUAAGACUGAAGUACCUCAUGAAGUACCAAAUACCGCAUGAAGUACUACCUCAAGGCGUUACCUCAAAA